This is a messenger RNA of Closterium sp. Naga37s-1, 285 nucleotides long. The record is from the annotation of a GenBank genome assembly. NCBI's taxonomy places the organism in Eukaryota, Viridiplantae, Streptophyta, Zygnematophyceae, Desmidiales, Closteriaceae.
AUGGAUUGGCAGGGCCAGCGCCUCGCGGAGCGCCACGUUGCUCGCGUGCCUCGUGGUGGUUCCCGAUUGGCCCGCUUUCCGCCGGCAUCCGCUGACGUGGCUCGAGCCGCGGCCGGCGGAGUCUACAUCGACGAUCCAGGAGAUGCUGAAAGCUCGCGGGUCAAAAAAGGCGGGAAAGGCGAAAAAGUGACUGGCGACGAAGAUUCGCAGUCGUCUUCUUCCCUCCCCUCACAGCCUAACCUAGAUUCCACCCAGCCAGCAGCAGAGGCAGACAUGCCUGUCUGA